Molecule: messenger RNA, 2319 nt
Organism: Canis lupus familiaris (dog)
Lineage: Eukaryota; Metazoa; Chordata; Mammalia; Carnivora; Canidae
Gene: FBXO2
Product: F-box protein 2
Exons: 6
Coding region: 1032-1991 (319 amino acids)
Biological process (GO): glycoprotein catabolic process; SCF-dependent proteasomal ubiquitin-dependent protein catabolic process
Cellular component (GO): cytoplasm; SCF ubiquitin ligase complex
Molecular function (GO): protein binding; ubiquitin protein ligase activity
Source: RefSeq, a predicted model, not a curated record
GGCAGGGGGAGGGGUGGCGAGGUGAGGAUACUGGGCCCAGCUCCCCAGAGAGCUGCGGGCAGCAGGACAAGCAGGUGAUGUGGCUUCGGGGCCUGGCGUUUCCCUCUGUGCACACCCAUUGUGCUCCGGUGUGACUUGGGGGAAGCUAGUAGGCCUCUCUGGGCCUCAGUUUACUCUUUGCAAAAGAGAAAGGAAGGAAGAAAGCUAAUAAUGAAGGAAAGUGCGAUGCUCGGUUAGAUUCACUGAAAGUUUAUGAGGACGGACUGCUCACUCUGGGCUCCGAAGAAGAGGUAAACCCUGCUUCAGCUUGAGGGUCUCACCGUGGGAGGGGGAGAAAAUGCUGCAUGUGGGGAGGGAGGUAAAGCACUGCAGGCCCGGGGUCCUGGCAGCACCCAGACUUGGGUCUGGCCCUGGUCCGUUCCAUCCCUUACUGCUCAGCCUGUUUUUACCGCCGCCUGGGCUUUCCAGGCUGCAGCCCGGACCCCUGCCCCCCAUCCUAGGUCUGAGAGCCCUGGCCUUCCCCCUCACCCGGAGUGGCCCCAUCUCCCCGCCACCGUGUCCUCCUCCUCCAGAGACACUGUGCACUCAGGAUCCGCUUACUCAAGCUUCUGAGGGCCCGGCUGAGGCCGGCCAGGUUUCAGGACACAGUCCAGCCCACGGCUCCUGACAUCCGUCCACCUCCUUGCAAUUUAUCGUGCCCUGGCCCCUCCUCGGGGAUCGGAGCCUCAGCGCUGUGGGAAUGGCCUGGCACCCUGAUCACUCCCCUUUCAUCGGAGGGCGAGGAAACCGAGGAAACGGAGGGCUGGGAUGGGAAAAGAAGGGAGUGAGAGGAUCUUCCUUCCUGCAGGACUCACUACGUCUCCCCGUUCCGUCUCCCAGUUCUUUCUAUGAGCCCCCUCGUCACACGGCUGUGCUCCCUUCCUUUCAGGCCUCAGAUCCCCACGGCCCUGCCCUCGUACUAGCAGUGUAACCUCGUCAAAAUCAAAAUCCUAGCGGAGCCGCCAAAGUCAGCACAUUAUUUCAUUGAGGGCAUGGUGGUUAAUGGCGGCCCUGGAGCCGGACUGCCUGGGUUCAAGUCCAGGCCCCGACCACGCAUUCGCUGUGUGAUCCUGGAGAGCGUGAGCCAGCCGGAGGAGGAGGUGAGCCCGGAGGGGCAGCCGGAGGAGGCGGAGGCGGCGAGCGGCGGGGAGGAGCGGCCCGAGGCGGAGGCGGAGGCGGAGGCGGGGGCGGCCGCGCACCUGGACGAGCUGCCCGAGCCGCUGCUGCUGCGCGUCCUGGCGGAGCUGCCGGCCGCCCAGCUGGUGCAGGCCUGCCGCCUGGUGUGCCUGCGCUGGAAGGAGCUGGUGGACGGCGGCCCUCUCUGGCUGCUCAAGUGCCAGCAGGAGGGGCUGGUGCCCGAGGGCGGCGCGGAGGGCGAGCGCGACCACUGGCAGCAGUUCUACUUCCUGAGCAAGCGGCGGCGCAACCUGCUGCGCAAUCCGUGCGGGGAAGAGGACCUGGAGGGCUGGUGCGACGUGGAGCACGGCGGGGACGGCUGGAGGGUGGAGGAGCUGCCCGGAGACUGUGGGGUGGAGUUCAUCCACGAUGAGAGCGUCAAGAAGUACUUCGCCUCCUCCUUUGAGUGGUGUCGCAAAGCGCAGGUCAUCGACCUGCAGGCCGAGGGCUACUGGGAGGAGCUGCUGGACACCACUCAGCCUGCGAUCGUGGCGAAGGACUGGUACUCGGGCCGCAGCGACGCGGGCUGCCUGUACGAGCUCACGGUGAGGCUGCUGUCGGAGCACGAGGACGUGCUGGCCGAGUUCAGCAGCGGCCAGGUGGCUGUGCCCCCCGACGACGACGACGGGGGCUGGGUGCAGAUCUCCCACACCUUCACCGACUACGGGCCCGGCGUCCGCUUCGUCCGCUUCGAGCACGGGGGCCAGGACUCAGUCUACUGGAAGGGCUGGUUCGGGGCUCGGGUGACCAACAGCAGCGUGUGGGUGGAGCCCUGAGCCACCCUGUCUCCGACCUCGGCCGCCCCGGAGGGCCAGAGGCUGGGGUUACUUAGGCCUUAGCUGGUAGCAUCCUCAUCUGCCCCACCUGCACCCCCACCUGCACCCCCACCUACUCCUCUCCCGCCCUAUCGUCCAGCCCCACACCCGGAAGGAGCGGUUGUGUUGGCAUCUAUCUGCAUCUGGAAAAUAAGAUGGGGGAGGGUAUGGGCCUGGGCUGGGCCCACCGCUGGAUCCCCUGCACCUAGCACAGUGCCUGCCACAAAGUGGGUGCCUAAUAAAUAUUAUUUGUCCAAGGAAGGAACGAAUGAACAAACGGAUGAGCGAA